Messenger RNA from Notodromas monacha, 910 nucleotides. NCBI's taxonomy places the organism in Eukaryota, Metazoa, Arthropoda, Ostracoda, Podocopida, Cyprididae. The record is from the annotation of a GenBank genome assembly.
AAACGAGAUGAAGGGCAAGGAGGCACGAAUCUGACGAGGAACGAAGACCUUGGAUCUUUCGAGGACAUUCCGCUGAGUGCAGCUUAUUGCGACAAUUUAGAUGACGAGGCUGAGGGAAAAGAUGUGGAGGUUGACGACGAAGACGAGAGUGCAGCCGACAGCUGCGACGAGGACGAUANAGAAGCUGAAGUGCUGCACAAGGCGUUGGGAAACCUGGAGGGUUCAAUCUGGUGUCGGGUGAAAAUGACUGCGACGGGUAAUGGGUUAAAGUCGAACAAGUUCGGUUGGUUCCAGUGGGACAGGCAAUGGGGAUCUGCGAUUCAAGACGGGAAAAUCGCCGCAGACCAGAGAGAUGCCUUGCAGCUGGUGAAUCAUCAGCUUUCUUUGCAGCCGUGCGAUUUCGAGGACUGGCACAGUGAGGAUGAUGAUGAUGUUAUUCAGGAGCUCUUAUGCAGAUCUGGUCAAGACAUGAUUUACGGAAGACGGUCUCACAGCAGGGACUUGUUUUACUGGAGCGAGUGUCCGGUGCUUCAAACUGGUGCACCGUCAACUACGAGUGCAUUGGCUGAGUUUCCUGAACGAGCGAGGAAGCACCUCAAGCGGCUAAUUUUGUAGAAUUUAUUUGAAAUUUAUGCGGAUUUAUUUGUCUUGCUUUUGAAUAUUCCCGGACACAAAAAAGCAUGUGAUUCAAAUUAUUCCUCAAACCAGGGAAAAGGGGAGCGAUGAAGUCCAACUCUUGUGAUUCGUUCCUUCAUGCAGUUUUCGAAAAAACUGGCUGUGUUAUUUUUUUUAAUGGAAAUGGGGACCAAUUUCAAGAUUAAUUCAGGGACUAUAAUUUUUUCGAGUCAAUUAAAGUUUUUUGAACCUUCGAUAAUUAUUCAUGCUUUUACGUGAACGAGAUGAAGUUCAU